UUCCAUAAGUAAGCACAAAUAAAUUGAUAAUUGAUUGUAAAUCAUCGGGUCUCUAAUAAGCUAUACUUUUGCACCUUAACCUUUAUAGGACAGGCCUGGUCGAAAUAUCGACCACUGGUUUGGUCGGGCGCUCGACUUAAAAAAAUGCAUCGAUAUUAUGCACAAAUUUUGUGUAAAAACGGUCGAUUUCAACGUGAAAAUACUCGUCCUUAAAAGGUUAAUAAUCUCACACGCCUCGAAGUUUUUAUAACACGGGAUCGCACAAAGCAUUCGACAGGAUGGAAGGAAAAUUUGUCCUCACCUCAUGUCGCGAGCAAAGUAAGUUUGGUGACUUUGCUGAGGACUCGUUAUGCGCUCGUUUGAAUGGAUUCAACCUACCGUCGAAAAAAGCAUCGAACCUCCUGAAUGGCGUUUACGUUGGAGGUCCGAGCGCCGUCGGGAAGAGCACAACGUUGAAUAAGAUACGCCAGAACUAUCCGUGGGCUCGCGUGUCGGAUAUAAGCUUCGAAACACUUCGCCGUCACCACGAUGACCCGGAAAUGGUGACAAAUUAUCUUCUCACGCGUCGUGACGCGCCUAUGAUUUAUGAGCACACCAAUGAAUGUACGAUUCUCUACAAGAUCGUAAAUCGCUUUAUGCAACGUGACUUGAACCGCGACAAUGUUCAAAAGUGUCAUCGCGAAUGCUACAACGCAUUGAACGAAGCCUCGAGCCACAUCAUGUUCAUCAUUCUUGACAGCACGAAAAACUUCAAGACACGCUACUACAAACGCCUUUGCAACGCUAGCAACACCAUCAAUCGGGACCACGACAAAUAUCUGAUUCUACAAUUGGCGGCAUUCCUCGCAUUACUUGGCAAACGACAUUUGUAUCCGUUCAUGAGCGUCGUGGUGAUACACGAAGCUGGACGUAUUUUAGGCGAGGAAGAUACUUACGGGCUCGAUACGCUAUUCGCAACUUAUCAUUCCGACAAUGAUUACGCUAUUGCAACGUUCGAUUGCGAUCGUUUGGUUGAAUUCAUAGUUGAUGCUCAUAUUUCCCAUGCAGAAGAUAUUCUCGAAUUGUCCUGA
This is a messenger RNA of Venturia canescens, 1070 nucleotides long. RefSeq lists its product as uncharacterized. Lineage: Eukaryota; Metazoa; Arthropoda; Insecta; Hymenoptera; Ichneumonidae. The transcript has a single exon. The record is from RefSeq and is marked provisional. The coding region runs from base 279 to 1070 and encodes 263 amino acids.